This is a messenger RNA of Cricetulus griseus (Chinese hamster), 1746 nucleotides long. NCBI's taxonomy places the organism in Eukaryota, Metazoa, Chordata, Mammalia, Rodentia, Cricetidae. The record is from RefSeq and is a predicted model, not a curated record.
AUGGGUUUCAAUGUAAUUAGGCUACUGCGCGGAUCAGCUGUAGCGGUGGUUCUAGCCCCCACUGUCUUACUGACAAUGCUCUCUUCUGCUGAAAGAGGAUGCCCUAAGGGUUGUAGGUGCGAGGGCAAAAUGGUAUACUGUGAAUCUCAGAAACUGCAGGAGAUCCCCUCAAGCAUAUCCGCCGGUUGCUUGGGUUUAUCCCUUCGCUACAACAGCCUCCAAAAACUUAAGUAUAAUCAGUUUAAAGGGCUCAAUCAGCUCACCUGGCUCUACCUUGACCAUAACCAUAUCAGCAAUAUUGACGAGAAUGCUUUCAAUGGGAUACGCAGACUCAAAGAGUUGAUUUUGAGUUCCAACAGAAUCUCUUAUUUUCUUAACAACACCUUCAGACCUGUGACCAAUUUACGGAACUUGGAUCUGUCCUAUAAUCAGCUCCAUUCUCUGGGAUCUGAACAGUUCCGGGGCUUGAGGAAGCUGCUUAGUUUACACCUCCGCUCCAACUCCCUGAGAACCAUCCCCGUGCGGAUCUUCCAAGACUGUCGCAACCUGGAACUUCUGGACCUGGGGUAUAACAGGAUCCGAAGUUUAGCCAGGAAUGUCUUUGCUGGCAUGAUCAGACUAAAAGAACUUCACCUGGAGCACAAUCAAUUUUCCAAGCUCAACCUAGCCCUUUUCCCAAGGUUGGUGAGCCUUCAGAACUUGUACAUGCAGUGGAAUAAAAUCAGUGUCAUAGGGCAAACCAUGUCCUGGACUUGGAGUUCCUUACAGAGGCUUGACCUGUCGGGUAAUGAGAUCGAAGCCUUCAGUGGACCCAGUGUCUUCCAGUGCGUCCCCAACCUGCAGCGCCUCAACCUGGAUUCCAACAAGCUCACAUUUAUUGGUCAAGAGAUUCUGGAUUCUUGGAUCUCUCUCAAUGACAUCAGUCUUGCCGGGAAUAUAUGGGAAUGCAGCAGGAAUAUCUGUUCCCUGGUAAACUGGCUGAAAAGUUUUAAAGGGCUGAGAGAGAAUACAAUUAUCUGCGCCAGUCCCAAAGAGCUGCAGGGGGUAAACGUGAUCGACGCGGUGAAGAACUACAGCAUCUGUGGCAAAAGCACCACCGAGAGGUUUGACCUAGCCAGGGCGCUCCCCAAGCCCACGUUUAAACCCAAGCUCCCCAGGCCGAAGCACGAGAGCAAGCCUCCUCUGCCCCCCACGGUGGGAGCUACCGAGCCCAGCCCAGAGACAGAUGUGGACACGGAGCACAUCUCCUUCCAUAAGAUCAUCGCUGGCAGCGUAGCCCUUUUCCUGUCGGUGCUGGUCAUCCUCUUGGUAAUGUACGUGUCCUGGAAGCGGUACCCAGCCAGCAUGAAGCAGCUGCAGCAGCGCUCCCUCAUGAGAAGGCACCGGAAGAAGAAACGGCAAUCGCUCAAGCAAAUGACUCCAGGCACCCAGGAAUUUUAUGUAGAUUAUAAACCCACCAACACGGAGACCAGCGAGAUGCUGCUGAACGGAACGGGACCCUGCACCUAUAGCAAGUCAGGCUCCAGGGAGUGUGAGAUACCUUUAUCAAUGAAUGUGUCAACCUUUCUGGCAUACGACCAGCCCACAAUAAGUUACUGUGGGGUUCAUCAUGAACUUCUCUCCCAUAAGCCCUUUGAAACGAAUGCACAGGAAGACACGAUGGAAAGCCACCUAGAGACUGAGCUGGACCUGAGCACAAUCACGUCAGCUGGCCGCAUCAGUGACCAUAAACCACAGCUGGCUUGA